This is a messenger RNA of Paraphaeosphaeria sporulosa, 337 nucleotides long. RefSeq lists its product as uncharacterized. The record is from RefSeq and is a predicted model, not a curated record. The coding region runs from base 46 to 231 and encodes 61 amino acids. NCBI's taxonomy places the organism in Eukaryota, Fungi, Ascomycota, Dothideomycetes, Pleosporales, Didymosphaeriaceae. The transcript has a single exon.
GGCGGAUGCUCGAUCGGAUGGCCCGAGCGCGGGGCGACCAGGGCCAUGGCGAUUUGGGGCAGGGACGACCGCUGUAGUCUGACGCAUGCGCAGUACAGUGUCCAUAAGCCCAGCCCACCAGCGACGGACAUACGCCCUCGGCCGCCCGCACUCGCUCGCACAAGUGCUACAGGCACGCGGACCUUGACUGCGUUCGCUGCCGGCGCCUGCGCAAAGGGAACGCGCACAUAAAGACAGCCGUCCGGACCCUCCGCUCGCCGCCGCAUUCUUCGCGCCUCUCCGCCCCUGCACGUCUGCUCCGCCCGCACGCUGGGCCUGCAAUAACGGCGCCUUCGAG